AGUUCUCAUUUAGAGUCUCCCAGUACCGAUGAGCAUCUCUAUCACUCCUCAACAGGUUCCUUCUACUAUUACACAGACCACCGCUGGGGCUACAUACUACUCUACUCAGCCGACAGUUGGCUCUACUUACUACACUAAUCAACCUGCAACUACGUCCUCCGUUGUCCCGCCAUCUGGUCCUAUGAUUGAUGAGAAGAUAGUCAUGAAGCAGAAAGAGAAGGCUCUUCGAGAGUUGGAGUCUCGCGUGAAGCUUGCCUUGCAACAGCACGAUCAGAUGUAUCAGCUCCAGAAGUCCCACAUCAACGCCGAUCAUGACAGACAGAUGGAAUACACUAAGGGAACUAUUGAGAAGGAGCGACAAGCUGCCCUUUUCGAUCUCGAGGGCCAGUACCAGACUAACAACAGAGAUUUAGAGCAGGCUGCAAUUCAACAGCGCAUGCAGAUCGAGACUACCGCGAUGCAGCUCGAUAUCCAGGCUCAUCAACAGAAGAUGGUUCAAGAGCAUCAAGAGCGUGAGCGCAAGUGGACUGGUCAGGUCGCUGGUAUCCCUCCUGCUGCAUACCCUGGCGCUCCGGUUAGCUAUCCUUACUACACAGCUCAGCAAUCGGGUAACGUCAUAUACAGCACGAUCCAACAACCCAGCACUGGUGCCUCUCCUGCUCCCCAGUGAGCUAGAAGCGUAUGAGGGUGUUAUUGUACGGUCGAAGAAGUCUUUGCUUGUUUCAGUAACUUGUCAAAGCGAGACCCACACAUAACGUUCGAUUUCAGCAUG
Perkinsus marinus ATCC 50983 is the source of this 772-nucleotide messenger RNA. RefSeq lists its product as hypothetical. The coding region runs from base 29 to 670 and encodes 213 amino acids. NCBI's taxonomy places the organism in Eukaryota, Perkinsozoa, Perkinsida, Perkinsidae. The record is from RefSeq and is a predicted model, not a curated record. The transcript has a single exon.